AUGACAAGACCACUACCUUUGCUUAUCUUGCUAAACUACUUAUUCUACUUUUGUGAUUGUGGAUCACUAUCAGCGUCACAAACAGUUGAACAAACACUGAUAACAAGCUUGUUAACUUCAUAUAAUAAAAAUAUAAGACCAGAUACUACAGUAUCUAUUGAUAUCACUGCUGCACUACAACAAAUUGUGGCUAUAGAUGAAAAACAACAAACAAUGACAACAAGUUCAUUUAUUUCACAAACUUGGGUGGAUAGUCGAUUAUCAUGGACACCUAGUUCAAACGGUAAUAUUGAUGUAGUUAUGCUCCCAGUUACAAGUUUAUGGAUACCAGAUACAAUGAUACUGAAUUCAGCAGAUUCAAGUGGUUAUCUCACAAUAAGUACUUAUAGUUUGGCAUCUGUUGAAAGCACCGGCCAAGUAUAUAUGAUAUUACCCGCAUUAACGGUAAAAACAAGAUGUAAUUUUAAUGUUCAAUAUUUUCCAUUCGAUAAACAAGUAUGCAGCAUCAGUUUAACAUCAUGGAGUCAAGGAUCCAGUAGGCUAGUAUAUACAGAAAAUAGUACUGCAGUAAUUGAUAUUAGUGGAUAUACUGAACAUCCUUUGUGGAAAUUGAAUGGAACAGAUAUGGUUGUAAUUCGAUCAGCAGAUAGGACACCAUUUGAAGAUACUUAUAAUGACGUAAUAACAAUACAAUUGUAUUUACAAAGAAAACCAUUAUAUUUUAUUAUGAAUGGUAUAUUUGCAUGUUGGAUAUUAAAUUGUGUUACUUUGUUAUCAUAUACAUUACCCUUUGGAUCGCAAAUUGGUUUAUGCAUGACAUGUUUUAUGACCUAUUCUGUUUAUUCAUUGAAUUUUUCCAAUCUAUUUCCACAACAAUCUCAAUAUUUAAUGAUGAUUACAUUAUACUUUUUAUUAUCAAUAUGUUGGACAUUAAUAUCAAUGAUAUGGUUUGUCAUAUGUAAUCACUUUAUAUCAAAAGCUGAAAUGCCAAAAUUCCUAUAUAUUUUUGCUGGACUAUUGCAAAAAAAAGUUUUUCUUUUUUGCUUUCCACCGCCCAAAGAUGACAAGAAAAAAGAUGUUAUUGUUAAUAAUGAUGAACUUAAAAAAUCUGAAGAUAAAGAAAGUAUACAAGCAACAAUCAUUCAAGAAAAAAAAUGUGCUUCUUGCCAGAAACUAUUACCUUCUUAUUUUCGAUGGAAUACUAAAGUUAUAACUAUUGAAAAAAAAGAACAGCCUUCUCUCGUUAAAGAUGAUACACUUACGAAAAUAAAUAACCAUUACUUCACGCUAGUUGACAAACCAGAACUUGUAACUAUGGACAAAACAAACGAGAAACUAAAGCCAAAAUGCGACUUUUGCGACAGAUGUGAGACAUGCCAAGCUGAUUUCGAUAAAGAUAAGGCAAAAGGCAAAAAUAAAAAAGACAUUGAAGGUAGAUGCAGCGCCUUAAAUUAUUUUGUCUUUCUUAUUAUAUUAUUGUUUAUCGUUGUUGCUGAAUUAUCAGUAUGGGUCUUAAUGGCAAAUAAUUAA
Messenger RNA from Adineta steineri, 1530 nucleotides. The record is from the annotation of a GenBank genome assembly. Lineage: Eukaryota; Metazoa; Rotifera; Eurotatoria; Adinetida; Adinetidae.